AUGGUCAAGAUCCUGCUCUACACAGAAGAGGAGGAGGAGGAAGAGGGGGAGGAAGAGAAGGAGGAGGAAGAGGAGGAGGAGGAAGAGCAGGAGGAGGAGAAGGAGACGGGGCUCUGUGUUGGGGGUGACUGUGAGCGUGGCCUGGACAGAGUCACAUGCUGUGGCUGUGCUCGGGGCAGAUCCGGUCCCUCCAUAACCUGCUCCUCCUCAUCACCUCCAUCUCCACCUCACCUCCUCAUCAUCACCUCAUCAUCACCUCCUCCUCAUCACCUCCUCACCUCUUCCUCAUCACCUCCUCCUCAUCACCUCCUCAUCAUCACCUCAUCAUCACCUCCUCAUCAUCACCUCCUCCUCAUCACCUCCUCACCUCCUCCUCAUCACCUCCUCAUCAUCACCUCCUCAUCCCCUCCUCAUCAUCACCUCCUCAUCACCUCCUCCUCAUCACCUCCUCAUCUCCUCACCAUCACCUCCUCCUCCUCCUCAUCACCUCCUCCUCAUCACCUCCUCAUCACCUCCUCAUCACCUCCUCAUCAUCAGCUCCUCACCUCCUCAUCACCUCCUCAUCAUCAGCUCCUCACCUCCUCCUCAUCACCUCCUCAUCACCUCCUCAUCAUCACCUCCUCAUCACCUCCUCAUCAUCACCUCCUCAUCCCCUCCUCAUCAUCACCUCCUCACCUCCUCCUCAUCACCUCCUCCUCAUCACCUCCUCAUCACCUCCUCAUCACCUCCUCAUCAUCACCUCCUCCCACCUCAUCACCUCCUCCCUCCUCCUCAUCACCUCCUCCUCCAUCACCUCCACCUCACCUCCUCAUCAUCACCUCUUCACCUCCUCCUCCAUCACCUCCUCCUCACCUCCUCCAUCACCUCCUCCUCUACUCCUCCAUCACCUCCUCCUCCACCUCAGUGUCUCUUGCCUCAGAUCCACCGACUCCAUAA
Messenger RNA from Knipowitschia caucasica, 936 nucleotides. The record is from the annotation of a GenBank genome assembly. NCBI's taxonomy places the organism in Eukaryota, Metazoa, Chordata, Actinopteri, Gobiiformes, Gobiidae.